Molecule: messenger RNA, 5757 nt
Organism: Prorocentrum cordatum
Lineage: Eukaryota; Dinophyceae; Prorocentrales; Prorocentraceae
Source: the annotation of a GenBank genome assembly
GCCGCAGACGAGACUGGUUGGAAGCUAGUCCUCGGAUCGCCGCUCGAGAGCUGGGCGAUCAUCGUGACGGACCUGCUGCGACUGGCGCUGCGCCGUACCAGGUGGCACUGCGAGGGCGAGGCUCUCAAGGCCAUCAAGGCUCGCGGCCGCGAGGCACUCGCCCAGGCGCAGCAGCAGCAACAGCAAGUCGUCCAGCGGCUGGCAGCCCAGGCGGAGUCCGCCGAGGCCAGAGUGCAGGCGGCAGAGGCUAUGGCUCAGGAGGCCCGAGGUCAAGAGCAGCAGCAGCGAGCAGCCCAGCCCGGUGGACCGCCGCAGGAGACAAACAUAUUGAUUGACACACGGGUCCUCGGCAAGCCUAGUGACUUCAACGGCGAGCCUGGGGCCUGGCGUGACUGGAGUACGGUUUUCCGAGCCUAUGCCAGCGCGUGCGAGCCAGCCCUGAAGGAUGCAAUGGACAGGGCUGAACAUGCCGACGCGCCAGUGCUGAACGCGACGCUGCCCGACGACCAGGUGCGCCUCAGCAGCCAGCUCUACUAUAUGUUGGUCAUGCUGAACAAAGGGCUCUCGUUAGACCGCAUUGUCAGUACAGGAGUGAACGAGGGGCUGGAGGCGUGGAGGACCUUGGUCACCUUCCACGAGCCUCAGAGCCGCACCCGGGCAGCAGGGCUCCUUCAGGAGCUGCUCUCGUGGGACUUCGAGGGUGACGUCCCCUCGAAGCUGACUGCGUUCGACAGGAGUGCCAAGCGCUAUGAGCAGGCUGUGUGUGCUGAGCUCCCCGAUGAGAUCAAGAUAGGCAUGCUGGUCCGCUCGCUCAAGGAGGGCCCGCUGCGCCACCACUUGCUCCUCUACAGCCAGCGGCUGAACACCUGGGAGCUCGUGAAGGCCGAGGUCGAGAACCUCAGGCGGGCCCGGAUUGCGACGACGGCGAGUACUGGCGCGGGCCCGACCCCGAUGGACAUCGACUCCCUGGCGCGACAGCUGGCAGCUCUCGGCUUCAAGGGUGGCAAGGGCGGCAACGGCAAGGGCAGGAACGGCAAGGCUGGCAAAGGCAAAGGCGCCGACGACCUGCCGACCAAGCCGUGCCCGAUCUGUGGCAAGACAGGUCAUUGGAAGCGAGACUGCUGGUGGAAUACGACGGCUGCGUCAGGCAAGGCACCGCCGAAGGGCGGUGGAGGUCGAGGUCGUGGCAAAGGCAAGGGUGAAGCCAAGGGCGGUGACGGACCGAAGCCGAAGCCAUGCUGGACUUGUGGUUCGACAGCGCAUCUGGCCAAGGACUGCCCGGUCGCCAAGAAGUCCGGCGCCUUGGGCGAGAUGGGCGAGCCUGAGCCUCCUGAGGGCUUGGGUGGCCUCUUCCUGGCGGCGCUCGACCUGUCGGCCAUGCGCGGCGGUCACGGCGAUCCCGCGCGCGCGCUGGGGACCGACUACCCGAUCACGGAGAGGCCGUCGGGGGCGCAGCACCUCAGUGCGACGGGCGAGCCGAUCCCAGACGAGGGCCAGCGCAAGCUCACGGUGCAGACCGGCGGUGCGCUGCGUGGCAUCAGAGCCCGCGUCGCGGGCGUCAGGCGGCCGCUGCUCUCGGUCUUCGACUUCGUGAAGAGCGGCCGCCGCGUGGUCUUCGAGCAGGACCAGCACGGCCACAACAUCAGCCACGCUGUCCACAUCGAGAGUGGCAAGACCGCCCGCCUCACGCGGAGGCAGCGCACCUGGGGCCUGGACGCGAGCAUCGUGCCAGCGAAGGAGGUGAGCCAGAUGUCCCAUGCCCUCGUGAGGGAGCUGCCGCUCUGCUCGGUCGAGGGUUGCCGUGGCUGCAGCGAGCCGCAGGUGGAGCUGCCGUGGCAGGGGGCGACGGAGUUGGAAGUACAAUCGAGCUCGAGGGUGACGCCGAGGAGCGCCGCGAAUCUCAGCCCGCUCCAGUGCGAGCACGACGGGGGCCGAAGAGCGCAUGCCAUACCUACGUUUGCAGUUGACUACGGAUGCCUCGUGAAGCGGGAGGAGGUGGAGUGGGGCCAGUCCGUGCUUCCCAUCCUCGUCGGCAUCGACUCAGCCACCUCGCGGGUCAGCGCCGACGUCCUCCCGUCCAAGGGCAUCCAGCAGGAGUGCAACGCGGUCCGCGCCUUCUGCCGGGCGGAGGCGACCGGCCACCCGAAGAUCAUUUACAUGUCUGAUGGUGAGGGUGCCUUGGUGGCGCUCAAGCGAGAGGCGACGAUCCGCCUCAGGAAUCUGAAGUUCGAGGUCGCGCCCGAGGAGGCGCCGGCCUGCGACGGCGCCAGCAGCGGCCUGGGAGAGGUAGCAGUGAGGGAGGUCAAGGGCGUAUCACGGUCUCUGCGAGUCGCCCUGUCCCUGCUGCGCGGCACAGACAUCCCGAACGACCAUCCAGUGUUGACUUGGCUGGUCGCUCGCGCUGCAGGGCGCAUCGAUCGCGGCAAGAUCGGCGCCGAUGGACGGACGCCGCACGAGAGGCACAAGGGCAAGGCCUUCCGCAAGGUGCUGCCGCCUUUCGGUGAGAUCAUCGUGCCCCUCCCGAGUGCGAGGCGCGACGCCAAGUUCGAGGAGCGCUGGAAGAUUGGAGUCUUUCUGGGCGUCAUCGAGAAGUCGAGCGAGAUGCUCGUCGGACACGACGGCAGGGUCGCACGCGCGCGGUCUAUCAGGAGGAGGCCGCCGAGUCAGCGGGCUGAUGCAGCCCUGUUGAUUUUGAUCAGGGGCGCGCCAUGGAUGCCGACCCCGGACGUGCCAGAAAACGUUCGCAUCCCGACGGUCAUUGACGAGCCCCCUGUCGACCCCGCUGCACAGCAGCCGAGGGUUGUGCCAGAGCAGGUUCCAGCUGAGCCUCGGAACGUAUACAUUCGCAGGAACGUGGAGCUGGCCAAGUACGGUUUCACAGACGGGCGCCCGGGCUGCCUCGCGGCGCGCACCAACGCACCAGCCAAGGCCCACAGCUCGGAGUGCCGUGAGCGCAUCCAGCAGGCCAUGGCGAACGACCCGGAGCUUGCCCCCCGAGUCUUCGGAGCGGCGGCUCGCCAGCUGGAGGCUGCUGACAGGGCGCCUGCGCGCCAGGGGGGCGCGAGCUCCGGGGCACUGCCUCAGGCAGCCAGCCCGGCUGAGGCGCCGAUGGAGAUCGAGCGACCCGGCCGACGAGCUGCUGAGCGUCGAGGCUCGCCCGCGGAGUUGCCGCAGGCAUCGAGGGGCCGCCUCGCGGCGCCAGGCGGCCCAGCACGCCUCGCGCCAGCGAUCAGCGGCGAGCAGCCGAGGGCGCCCGCGCAGGCGCCAGCAACGCCUCAGGCGCAGGCUGCUGGGUCGAGCGGGCUCCUCCAGGCGCCGCCUGGAGCUGGGGAUGCCAUGGGCGCGGGUUCCCUGGAGCUCUGCGCGCUGCUGGCGGCUUUCGGCGACUGGAGGGUGGCCGUCAGCGAGCUGUACGGACCAGGACGGUUCACAUCUCGGUCGAGUGCGUUCGACCUCGAGCCCGGCACAGCCUACGACAUCAGGGCCGGCUACGACUCCAGCCAGGAGGGCGACAGGCAGCGGGCGCAGGCCACCAUCGAGCUGGAACAGCCCCUGCUGAUCACUGGCAGCCCGAUGCGUGCGCCGUGGUCGAACCUGCAGGCCCUCAACGUCAUCCAGGGUGUGGACGUCAACGCCAUCAUGGAGCGAGGCGUUGCCCACCUGGUCUUCUGUGCCGAGCGCUACAAAGAGCAGAUCAAGGCUGGCCGCCUCUUCUUGCACGAGCAGCCAGCAUCAUCGAGGAGUUGGCGUCUCUGGAUGAUCCGAGAGAUCGCCGAGAUGCCAGGAUUACACUACGUAGAGUGCGAUCAAUGUGCGCAUGGGUUGUGGUGCACCGUUGCUGUCGGCCCGGCGCUGGUCAAGGAGCCCACGGGAUGGUUGACCAACUCCGCCGAGAUCGCCCGAGAGCUGACGCGUCGGUGUCCUGGGUGUGCUAGGCAUUGCCAGACGGUCGGCUUAGGUCGGCGUGGCAUGCGCAUCAUCGAGCGGUACCCGCCGAAGCUUGUGGCUGCGGUGCUGCGUGGGCUGCGUCGCGAGGACGCCUACCCCGAGUACUACACGGAGAUCGUCGACAACAUCAGCGGGGCCGCUCUGGACCCCGAGCUCGUGGCAGCUGGCCGCAAGGAGGAGAUGGAGUUUCUCCGCGGCCUGGGCGCCUACGUGCACGACACCAAGCAGCGCUGCCGCGAGGAGACCGGGCGCGACCCGGCGCCCAUGAUCUGGGUGGACGUCAACAAGGGUGACGACCGCAAGCCCAACGUCCGCUGCAGGCUGCGCGUGGCGGAGACACGCUACCGCACGAGCAUGGACCUGGGGGGCCCCUCGCAGACGUUCAGUGCGACACCCCCGCAUGAGGCUCUCAGGAUGUUGAUUUCCUUCUGCUGCUCGCCCAGGAACGCCGAGGAGGACCAGCACGUCCUCAUGUUCCCGGACAUCACUAGAGCUCACCCGCACUGCGAGAUGAAGAGGAAGUUGUGGGUGAAGUUUCCUGCGGAGGACCCUCGCUCAGCUGGCCCCAGCGUGUGUGGGCUGCUGGUCAGGUGCCUCCACGGUUGCCGCGACGCGGGCCAGAAUUUCGAGCUGUUGGUCCGUGAGACGCUGGAGGGCAAGAUGGGCUUCUCCUGUGGCGUGUGGUGUCCCUGCAUAUACCGCAGAGGCGACGGCAAGCUCGCGGCCUACGUCUACGGCGACAACUUCGUGCUGAAGGGCUCCCGCGCCGACAACCUGGAGUUCUACCGCGAGCUGCAGAAGUGCACGUGGGUCAAGCUCGAGGGCAUGUUGGGGCCUAACAAGAGCUCUGGUGAUGUUCAGGAGGUGGUCUGUCUGAACCGCGUCUUCCGCCGGACCUCGAGAGGUGAUGUGGAGCUCGAGGCUGACUCGCGCCACGCUCUCAUCAUGAUGCGGCAGCUGAAACUCUGGCGCGGGUCUAAGGCCCCCUCGACGCCAGGAGUGAAGGCCAAGAGCGCGGACCGCGGCAGGGUCCUGGAGGGCGAGGAGGCGACUCGCCACCGCAGCCUGGUCAUGCGAGCCAGCUAUCUCAGCGAGGACCGCCCGGACAUCAAGUACGCAGUCAGGGAAGCAGCGAAGUGCAUGCACGAGCCGUGUGAGCACGGAUUGGAGCUAGUCAAGAGGAUUGCCAGGCAUCUCCUGGGCCGUCCGAGGCUGGGUCAGAGAUUCCGACGCCAGCGAUGGUCAGGUGUGCUCAAGGGCUUCUCGGACAGCGACUUCGCCGGCUGCCUGGAGACCAGGAAGAGUACGAGCUGCGGAGCUCUCAGCUCAGGUGAGGCCGAGUGGUAUGCUCUACUGCACACUGCGUCCUGCGGGAUCGGCCUGGUCUCGUUGGCGCGCGACAUGGGAUACGAGCUGGAGCUAUGUUUGGCUGGCGACGCUACGGCCGCCAGUGGGAUCGCGCACCGCCGAGGGGCAGGGCGCAUCCGACACAUCGAGACAAAGACUCUCUGGCUCCAGCGUCACGUAACCGAGCGUCGAGUCAUCCUUUCCAAGACGCUCGGCAAAGUCAAUGUGGCAGAUCUCGGUACGAAGCAUCUGGCGCAAAAGGAAAUGGAUGAGAUGCUGGGACUGCUGGGAUGUUUCGUGGCUACGGGCAAGUCUGACCUCUCUCUCGCGGUCGCAGGCAACUUGCUUGAGCCUGACCUAGCUUGCGAGCCCGAGGGCAAAGAAAGGUGCAGGCGUGACUUUCGUUUGAUGUCGCCCGCGGCAGGCGACUGUGUUUUCAUGUACGCAGGCAUGUUUCUUUGA